This is a messenger RNA of Penicillium samsonianum, 1029 nucleotides long. Its product is annotated as phosphatidylinositol phosphate kinase family protein. The transcript is spliced from 2 exons. Lineage: Eukaryota; Fungi; Ascomycota; Eurotiomycetes; Eurotiales; Aspergillaceae. Gene Ontology annotation, molecular function: phosphatidylinositol kinase activity. Gene Ontology annotation, biological process: phosphatidylinositol metabolic process. Bases 1 to 1029 code for a protein of 342 amino acids. The record is from RefSeq and is a predicted model, not a curated record.
AUGGGCAACACACGUCGAGAGUCAGCUUUGACCAAGUCCAUUCAGUCUGGCUUGCUACGCGAACCAGACAAGUGCAAGAAGACACCCUGGGGUCGGUUUCUUGCUUUCUUCACCGUGCGACGAAUUAAAUUCGUCCGACAUGAGCUGGAAUUAUUUGCACGGCUACGAAAGGAGAUCUGGAACUUUGAUGAAUAUGAGUAUCAGGCGAGCUUCCGCACGACGAGCGGCCAGCCCCCUUUGAAAAUGAUGGGGGACUUGGGAUACUCUGGUUCUACAUUCUUCAGCAGUCUCGAUGGCCACUUCGUCAUCAAGAGCCUCCCUCGUCGUUUCGAGCAUACCUUUUUCCAGGCAGAGCUCCUCGAGCCAUACUAUUAUUACAUGCGAGACCAUCCAGACUCGGUCUUGGUAUGGAUCACAGACUAUAUUCUCUCUCCCUAUGUGACUCUUGGUACUCUCUUUGGAUGCACGCCAGCACACCAUAUUGUCAUGGAGAACAUCCUCAGCGGCAAAGCCGAGGAUCCCAACGGCGAACAGUGGGAAACCUACGACCUCAAACCCAUCGACUACUUCUACCCCGAGCGUGAUCUUAUCCCCGAACCUCUUGUUAGCGAAGAAACGCUGAACAGACUGGCGGAUAUUUUCAACGACAAGCUCCAUCUGUGGAAAAAGGACUAUGACGCUUUUAUUCAAUCCAUGGUAGCCGAUACAAAGUUCUUGGAAGAAGCAAAUGUCGUUGAUUACUCUCUGUUCCUGCUCAGAAUGCCAGCUUCUUCAGAACCCGCUAUUCUAGGGCGACAGAGUCCCUGGAGAGAAGGUCUCCCGUCUGCUGAUGGAAAGUGGAAGUAUCGGGCUGUGAUCCUCGAUUUUUUCUGGGCGCGCCACAAAUUCCACGCGCAAGCAAUGUCCGGGGUCGUGCAAACGUUCAAUGUUGUGGGUCGCAAAGGUCCAAUGUCUAUUACGACGACGGCUGGCGAGUACCGUGAGAAGUUUCUGACGAUGGUUAGGGAAAUGAUUCAAGUUCAACAAUGA